Messenger RNA from Mycena indigotica, 1263 nucleotides. RefSeq names its product Glycoside hydrolase family 5 protein. The transcript is spliced from 12 exons. Gene Ontology annotation, molecular function: beta-glucosidase activity. The record is from RefSeq and is a predicted model, not a curated record. NCBI's taxonomy places the organism in Eukaryota, Fungi, Basidiomycota, Agaricomycetes, Agaricales, Mycenaceae. Gene Ontology annotation, biological process: glucan catabolic process. Gene Ontology annotation, cellular component: extracellular region; cell surface. The coding region runs from base 1 to 1263 and encodes 420 amino acids.
AUGCGUGUCGUUCUCGUCCUUUCCCUCCUGUCCACUGGCAGCGUCCUUGCCAUCAGUCCAGGCUUUCCGUACGGAAGCUCUAAAGUUCGUGGGGUCAGUUUAGGUGGUUGGCUGGUUCUUGAGCCGUGGAUUACGCCGUCCAUUUUCGACAGCACAGGUAACCCUGCCAUCGUUGACGAAUGGACUUUCGGCCAGCUGCAGAGCAGACCAGUCGCUACUGCCGCGUUGACGAAACACUGGGAUACUUUCAUCACGGAGUCCGAUUUUGCGGCCAUCAAGGCUGCUGGGUUGAACCAUGUCCGUGUUCCGAUCGGGUAUUGGGCAUUUGAACUUGAAGUUGGCCCUGGAGAGCCCUACAUCUCUGGCCAGCUUCCCUACCUCAACAAAGCGAUUACCUGGGCUACGAACAAUGGACUGAAGCUCAUUAUCGACCUUCACGGAGCGCCGGGCAGCCAGAACGGAUAUGACAACUCUGGUCAUCGCAUGCCAUACCCGACCUGGCAUACCAAUGUCACCAACGUGCAGCGUACCAGCACUGUCCUCAAAAAGAUUGUCGCCAUGGUUAAAGACAACGCUGCCAAUGUGCCCGCUAUACAAGCCCUCAACGAGCCGGCUGGAUACUUCGGGCCAGACGUCCUUGCGGUCACAAAAAAGUAUUGGGAGGAUAGCUUUUCCAAUGUUCGCUACCCGUAUGGGUCAGCGAGAAAAAGUGACACCGUCCUUGUGAUCGGCGACGCAUUCCAGCCUCUAAGCUAUUGGAACGGUGUGCUGACGAAUCCCAGCUACGAAGGUGUUGCAAUUGAGACCCACAUCUACACGCUUUUCAGCGUGCCUGAGGUGCGGAUGAGUGAACAAGAACACAUCAACACCGUCUGCGGCAAGGGCAGUUCACUCGCUUCGGUCGACAGGUGGACGAUAGUUGGAGAAUGGAGCCCUGCCAUGACCGACUGCGCCAAGUAUCUCAAUGGCCGCGGUAUCGGCUCCCGAUAUGACGGCUCAUAUGAGGGCACCAGCGCGACGCGUGUUGGAAGCUGCGCUGGCUGGAGCGGAUCUGCAUCGACGUUCAGCGCGAGCUACAAGACCUCCUUGAGGAAGUUCUGGGAGGCGCAAGUUAGCAGCUAUGAAAAAGCAGAAGGCUGGAUCCAGUGGACAUGGAAGACCGAAGCUGGGGUCGCUGAGGAGUGGUCGUACAAAUCGGGACUCGCUAACGGUUGGAUUCCAUCCGACCCAACUAAUCUCAUUUAUCCUAACAUCUGCCGCUGA